CCCAGAAACGCAGCUUUUCGCUUUGGACGGCUAUGUUUUGCCUGAUUUUCAUCGCAGUUUUAAAGAUUUGCUCAAGUCAUGAGGAACGUAUAUUGGGGGAUGUGAAUAUAGGAGCAUUAAUGUCUCUUCAUCAACGAAAAGGAGUUGAUCAAUGUGGACAAUUCGAUGUUCCUGCCCUUGGACUCGCCGAAGCGAUGAAAUUUGCUGUUCAAAGAAUAAACGAAGACGAUUCAAUUUUGCCAGGGCUUAAACUUGGCUAUGUUAUCAUGGACUGUUGUCAAAGCCCAGUGCUUGGUGUUAAAAACGUCUACAAGUUAGCUCUUCAUAAUAGGCAAGCGUCGCUCUCAAAUAGAUCUCACCCCGUGGUCGCGGUAAUAGGAGGUCUUGUCUCCGAGACAGCAUUAUCAGUGUCUACUAUUCUCCAAGCCGUCGGUCUGCCUAUCAUUGGAUCUUUGGCCACCUCGGAACAGCUCAGUUCCAAGUUCCAUCGUACGUUCUUACGUACUAUACCAGCUGAUGGAAACCAAGCCAAGGCAAUAUCUGAUAUCAUUGAGCAUUUCGGGUGGCGGUACGUUGCUGCCAUCGCCGAGGACGACUCGUACGGAAGGAGUGGUGUACUUGCUUUACAGCGUGAAUCGCGUAAAAGACAGUCCUUUGUUGUUGGGAUAAGUGAGUUUGUUCUUCAAAGCCAAUAUGAUCGAAUUCCUUCAAUUGUGUACAAACUGAAAGAACGAGCAACUGUGAGAGUUAUCAUAUUGUGGAUGCUUCACGCUACAGGCAAAGCCGUCCUUCAAGAAGCACUAAGACAGAACGUCGUGGAACGAACAUGGAUCAUGAGCGAAUCAAUCUCAAUGCAAAGUGCCGAACAUCUCGGAGCCAACAUCAUUUCUAGAGGGAAUUAUAUCGGUGUUCUUCCUCGUCGACGCGUUUAUGAGCCAUUUCGAAAACAUAUCCUUCGUUUUACGCCCAAGACAUCCAUUGGAAAUCCUUGGUGGGAAGAGCUUUGGAAAGAAGAGUUUGGAUGUCAGCCUAAAGAUUGUGCACGUGAUGUUCGAGUCAAGGGAGAUUUCUUGAUGAAACUAUGCAAUGAUUAUAUCCCAUUUGUUGUUGACGCUGUUUAUGCUUUAGCGCAUGCUCUAGACGCUAUUGAGAAAUGUAAAUACCCACAAGGAUUACUGAAAGGUGGACGAUGCCCUUCGGGUCCGAUCUCCCGAGUCAAUUCCGAUGAUUUGUAUGUAUAUCUUCGUAAAACGCGUUUCAAAGGACUGACGGGAAUGAUUGAAUUUGAUGAAAAUGGCGACCCUACGGAUGCGCUCUUUGAUAUCGUUUAUUUCAACGUUAACGAGACGCAUGGCAACUUCACUAAAGUACCUUUGAAAACAAACAUUGGAUCAUGGGGGAAAAAAGCCAAUAGGUCUCUAACAUUGAACUCGGAUUUGAUUACCUGGAAUGGACGCAAGGACCCAGGACCAUCGGAAUGUCGAGAGGAAUGUCGUCCCGGCAAACGUAAGGCCAUAACAACGGCCUUUUGUUGGGAAUGCAUUGGUUGCGCUGAGGGAUGGAUCACAAAGGAAUCAGGACAAAUGAACUGUAGUAAAUGCCCUUGGACCCAGUAUUCUAACAGCGAGCGCACAGCAUGCGUCGACCUACCAUUAAUCAACGUGAAAUGGCGUGAUGUCAGUUCAAUGCUGUUGAUAAUUUUCAGUUUAUUAGGUGUGUUUUUGUGUUUGGUAGUCCUAGUAGUUCUGAUAAAGUACAAGUCCACCCCACUAGUAAAAGCAAGCAGCCCUGAGAUGUGCUUUCUUCUUCUUCUUGCCACAGCAUCUUGCUUCAUGUUGUCAUUCCUUUACAUCGCUGAACCCACAGACGUUAUCUGCGCGACACUCCAGCCUCUUCGUUAUAUCAUCUUCACCGUCAGUUGUUCCAUCCUUGGGCUCAAGACAGUGCGUAUUGUCCAUGCAUUCCAGAUGAAUACCGAAAAGAAUUUCAUUAAAAAACUUGUGAAAACUGCUUCUCGACAGCUGUUUUCGCUCGGCGUGCUGUUCGCCAUUGAUAUUGUACUGGCUUUCUGCUGGGUUGCCAUCGAUCCCCCCAACCUCCAUAUUUCUGUGACCCAAGAUGGCUACAUCUUCUUGUCCUGUGAAGAUUUCAAGCGGAAAAGUGGCAAAGUAAUGAUGAUGUGUAUGCUCUGUUACAUGAUAGUAAUCGCGCUUUGGUCAACCUUCUAUUCCUUCAGGGCCAGAAAUUUACCAGGAAACUUCAACGAAGCCAAGUACAUCGCUUUCUCCAUGUAUAUCAUCCUUCUGUCAUGGAUUGCAUACUUUCCAGUAGGCUAUGCGCUCCAAGGUUGGUACGUAGCUGUGGUAUCGUGUGCAACGUCUCUGGUCAGUGGAUAUGGUGUUCUAGGAUGUAUUUUCUUCCCCAAGCUUUACGUUAUAUUCAUGCAUCCAGGAAAAAACACAAGGGAUUCCGUCAGGGCUGAGCUUCAUGUCUUUUCAAGAGUUGGUACUUUCAUCAAGUCAGUGAGUGAGAAAGAUUUAUCUUAAUGUGCGACAACCACUCGUGGAUUACUAUAAGCUGAAACUUGCCUAACAAAUCCAAAUGAUGCUUACUCUUGGCCUUCAGGCCAAACCCCGUUUAGCAAGUUCAAGACCAGUUAAACUGGCUUCAAACAAACGUUGAAACGUGUCAGUCAAAAAAAUAACUUGAAACCUGUUUUACUGGCUUUAGAUCUUGCUGGAUAAGACUCAAAACAGGUUUAAAACCUGGUAAAAUAUUACCGAGAUACAUCACAGAGAAGACGUACGCAUGAAAUGGUGCAAAAACCCUUCUAUCAAAGACAGUACGAUCACUUAACUCGAAAAAUUCAAGUCAAAAUGCAAUAAAGUAUAACGCAGAAUCUACAACGAAAAAAGCUGUAGUACUUUGGCUAUGGGAGGGUAUUAGAUAUGGGCAACAAACUUACUUAACAAAAAUAAAAAUUUCAGUUUUCACGUUACUAUCUUGGGGAGAAGCAAUGAGGUGAUGAGUUAUCUAAACAGUCCUCAUGAAGUAAACAUAAAGCAAUUUUUAGUUCUGUCUGUAGUGUAUAUUAGGUUUCCAUGCAAUAAAAAUAAACAUCGGUUUGAUGUG
Messenger RNA from Exaiptasia diaphana, 3132 nucleotides. Its product is annotated as extracellular calcium-sensing receptor. The transcript has a single exon. The coding region runs from base 33 to 2546 and encodes 837 amino acids. Gene Ontology annotation, biological process: G protein-coupled glutamate receptor signaling pathway; regulation of synaptic transmission, glutamatergic. Gene Ontology annotation, cellular component: membrane. Gene Ontology annotation, molecular function: adenylate cyclase inhibiting G protein-coupled glutamate receptor activity. The record is from RefSeq and is a predicted model, not a curated record. NCBI's taxonomy places the organism in Eukaryota, Metazoa, Cnidaria, Anthozoa, Actiniaria, Aiptasiidae.